Molecule: messenger RNA, 2891 nt
Organism: Ailuropoda melanoleuca (giant panda)
Lineage: Eukaryota; Metazoa; Chordata; Mammalia; Carnivora; Ursidae
Gene: DPH3
Product: diphthamide biosynthesis 3
Exons: 4
Coding region: 131-379 (82 amino acids)
Biological process (GO): protein histidyl modification to diphthamide
Molecular function (GO): metal ion binding
Source: RefSeq, a predicted model, not a curated record
CGCCGGAAGCGAUAGCUCCUGAGCCGGUGCGGGCUGACAACGCCGGUCUGGGACCAGCGCCCGCGAAGUCAGACUGUCCCAGGGCAGUGUCGGUCGGCGGGGGCGACCGACCUCUGCUGGCCCAGUGACAAUGGCCGUGUUUCACGACGAGGUGGAGAUCGAGGACUUCCAAUAUGACGAAGAGUCGGAGGCCUAUUUCUACCCCUGCCCGUGUGGGGAUAACUUCUGCAUUACCAAGGAAGAUUUGGAGAAUGGGGAAGACGUGGCAACGUGUCCCAGCUGCUCUCUCAUUAUAAAAGUGAUUUAUGACAAGGAUCAGUUUAUGUGUGGAGAAACAGUGCCAGACCCUUCCACCCACAAAGAAUUAGUUAAAUGCUGAAGAGGACUGUAGGAAUCCACAUCCUGAACAUUUGGGAAUGAGCCAAGCUGGAAAAAUCAAAUGCAAAGUCACUGGCUUCCUUCACGGGGACAACCAUUCCGUAGUUGGCUCUGCCAUUAGCGUGUGGCUCCUUACCAUUGGCUGCUGAGUUCAUCUUCAAUUAAAGAAGCAAGUCCACGACGUGACAUGCCUGGAUUUUGUGCUUAGGACUUUGAAUUGGAAGUGCUCUUGAUUUUCCGUAUGAAUUUAAAGGAAGCUCAUUUCAAAUCAAUUCUUUCUUUCUCUCAGUAUUAUUAUUUUUAUGUCUUAUACCUGAUUUCUUCCUUAACUGAUAACAGCAUCAUCUACCUCAAAGUCAUCAGGAUUCCUUAAUGAAGAGGGGGAUUAUGUUUUUGGCUUACUUAUUAAGAUUAUUAAAAUUAGCCUUUUCUUUGAAAUUGGAUGUCAACUUUGCCAUUCUAAACUUAAACAUAUUCGUUGCUUUGUCUCCACUGUGCUUUCAGUUCCCACGCCAAACCAGUCUGCUCAGUCUUGCAUUCAUUAGAGCUCGGUUCCUGUUCUGUGUAGCAUACCGUUUCCAUUAGACUUCCUACACUGCAUUCUGGUCAUGGUAUAUUACAGAGAAAAUAUACUGAGCUCACAAUCUUUCCAGAGCUAAAAGUUAGUAAGAAAGAAAAAUCAAAAAGUGAAAUGGUCAGAGAAUGGUUAGAGUCUAUAAAGGUUUCAAUUACCAUUUCAGCUCCUACCAUAUUCUGCAUGUUCCUUGAAAAUUGGGACAAGAUGAAAAGCAGCCAAAGGAAGUGACGUUGGAAGCAGAACAAGAGGAGAAAAACUUGCCAACUUAGUAAAUUGAAUGUUCAGCGCAGAUCGUAUUUGUGGAUGUGGGUCAUGUCUGUCCGGUUGUCUUUAGAUGAGGCUAAUGAAAGUGCAUUCGAGGGAGAGGGCUCCAUGUCGAGGCCUCAUGGCUGGCAGCAGCACCUUCAGCAGUACCUCAGAAUCGAGUCACCAGCCCGGAAAGGUAGAGCUGCCACAACUCUUGCUGAGGAUGACUUGAAGAUGAGAUGCCUGUUCUAAAUAAAUGUGUCCCUGGGGACACAUCUAACCAGUGUUUGUAAGCUGUAACUGAGCCAGACGUGCACUCUUACAGAGAGAUGUUGCCCUGGAGAUAAAGAAAUGUAUAAAGGUAGGCCAUGAGUCUUUCUUUGCUGUAGGACAGUAGCAAGAAAUUAGAAUCACUUACAUGAAAAUUCAAAAAUUUCUUUCACAUACACAAUUUUGCUGUGUGUUUCUAAAAUUAAAAAAAAGUCACUGAUGCCUGCCUGGUAGGUUGUUUUGGGAAUGGUUCCUGCAAUUAGAAAAAAUAGCUUGCCAGAACGUGACCGUUCUGACCAUUCUAUUACUAGUUAAUAAAUGUGCUGAAUGCACACUGGGGGUUUAAAUUAAAACAACUGAGUGGUCUUUUUUUUUUUUUUUUAAACCUACCAGCAACAUGGCUAUGGGCAGCCAUUAGUCUAAGACCUAAUAAAUCACCAAAAAUUGUAUGCGAGAAGUACAGGGUACGUUAUGUGGUAUUAUAUGGCAUAUUCUUCAUGGGAUGAGAAGUCUCACGGCUAUUUAGGGACCCUGAUGCCCCAGAAGAAUCCACCAGUGAAUUGGAGCCAGUGGCAGCUCAGAUGAAGAGAGCAUGGUAUAUGUUAACUAAUGGGAAUGAUCCGCAAAGAGCAAAGAAUUGUUCCAUGCUCAAUUUUGAUGGUUUUGUAGAUACCGAUAUCAGCUCCUUCAGCUGAUGAUGAAUUUAAAAGGAAUGGGCACCCUUGAUGUAGAUCUACUAACAUAGAAGGAAUAAAAGUUGCCCCAAUCCAAACAUCCCAGGGGAAGUGAAUCAAACUGCACUGGUGAUCAGUGAUCAGUGAUAAUCUGCAGUGACGGGAGCGAUUUCAUUUCCAAAGCAACUGUGUUACUAAAUUUGCUAACUACAAAAGAACAGGGUUUAAUCCUAUGUUAAGCUGAAAGUAAAACCAGGGUCUUUCAGAUAUGACUAGAGUUCUGGGUGCUAUUUUGUGCCUUGUGUACCUUACCAGACAUUUCAGACCACCUCUGAGAACUGAUCUGUGAUCCAGGCUCUGUCUCUUAACUAGCCUUGUAGUCUUUGGCAAGGCCAGGGCAUUUGUCACCUCUACAAUUAGACUAGAUCAGGUGAUUUUUAAACUGUCGGUAUUAUCAUUUCAGGCUUUAUAACUUGCAGGAGAUGAAAUGGUAAUUGAACCUUUAUAGACUCAAAACUAAAUCAUAAACUAUUAGAGAAAGACGAUGCUCCUUUAGUAACUUGAUGGUACCACACUUCUGAGUUUGAAAAUAAAGUCAGCUAUUGAGGGGAUUCUGCAUAUAUCUUAGUGUACACGGUCACAAGCAGUUUUCCUGAGAAGCACCCAACACUUUUGAUUGCUGUACAUACUAAUUUAUUACCAGAAUAAAUUAUUGACAUACUAAAUAAAGUCAUAAUUCAAGUCAA